GUUUAAAAAGAGCCCAAGGGACCAGAGUGCCAUUGUCCCAUUCUUGUCCUUAAUUUUGAGGUUUCUGCUUCUCUUCACUCUGCAAAAGCCCCUUUGAAAGUUUAAGGCGCGCACUUCUUUUCUUCCCUUUCACUGUUUCAAAUCGCACCCAUCUUAAGGGAGGAAAAUGGAUCCAAAUUCAAUUAAAUCAACUUUGUCUAAUCUAGCCUUUGGCAAUGUAAUGGCAGCGGCUGCUCGCGAUUAUCAGAAAGUUUUGUUUCUGAAACUGGGUCCUCACCUGUUAACAUUGCCAAGUGAAUUUGAUGUUUGGUUGCCUGCAAUUUUGGUUGGGAGAUCUCUUUUCUAGUUUAAGCUCUCGGUUGUUUUAGCAGCUUGGCAUCUGUUCUGUUUUUGUGCUCAUGAAUAAUUGCGGGGAAUUGAUUGCUCAAGAGAAAUCACAGACAUCAAGUUCUCUCAACCAAGCGGUUGACCUCGAUGAGUUGAUGGAUGAUCCUGAGCUUGAAAAACUGCACGCAGACAGGAUUGCAGCUCUCAAGAAUGCACCCUUCUUUGUUACCAAGCUUGGAGUCAAAACUUUGCCUUGUGUCAUACCAUUCAGGAAAGGGAUUUCAUUGGUUGGCUGAUUGGGUUUCAAGAUUUGGGAGGAAAAGAUGAUUUCACCACAAAAUCGCUUGAGUUUCUUCUUAUAAAGAAAGGUAUAAUUAGUGAGAAGAAAGAUAAUGAAGAGGAUGAAGAUGAUGAUUAUCCUGACAGCAGAAGCAGGAUAGUAAGAUCGUCCGUAGACCCCGACUCUGAUUCCGAUUGAAGAAACUGCAGUUUUAUGCCUUGUUUAUUAUUAUUAUUAUUAUUAUUAUUAUUAUUAUUAUUAUUAUUAUUAUUAUUAUUAUUAUUAUUAUCAUCUAAAUGUGUGAUUGUAUCUUUAUUUGUUGCAUCAUCUAUUACCUCUACAAAAUUUUUUUUACUCUAAAUCAAAAUUAGUGAGACAAGUACU
Messenger RNA from Hevea brasiliensis (rubber tree), 991 nucleotides. Its product is annotated as thioredoxin domain-containing protein PLP3B. The transcript is spliced from 7 exons. Lineage: Eukaryota; Viridiplantae; Streptophyta; Magnoliopsida; Malpighiales; Euphorbiaceae. The record is from RefSeq and is a predicted model, not a curated record. Bases 399 to 623 code for a protein of 74 amino acids. Gene Ontology annotation, cellular component: cytoplasm.